GGCGCGCCGUGGCGGGGACUCGGCGCUGCGUCCGGGCAGCAGAACUCUCUUGAUAGAGCCCAGGCAGCCAAGAACAAAGGCAAUAAGUAUUUUAAAGCAGGAAAGUAUGAACAGGCCAUUCAGUGCUAUACAGAAGCUAUCGGUUUGUGCCCGACAGAGAAGAACGUUGACCUUUCCACAUUUUAUCAGAAUAGAGCUGCUGCCUUUGAACAGUUGCAAAAAUGGAAAGACGUGGCCCAAGAUUGUACAAAGGCUGUUGAACUUAAUCCCAAAUAUGUGAAAGCUCUCUUUAGGCGCGCAAAAGCCCACGAGAAGCUAGACAAUAAGAAGGAAUGUUUAGAAGAUGUCACUGCUGUGUGUAUCUUAGAAGGAUUCCAAAAUCAACAGAGCAUGCUAUUAGCUGAUAAAGUUCUUAAACUUCUUGGAAAAGAGAAAGCCAAAGAAAAAUACAAGAAUCGUGAACCUUUGAUGCCAUCACCACAGUUUAUCAAAUCUUACUUCAGUUCUUUCACUGAUGAUAUCAUUUCUCAGCCCAUGCUUAAAGGAGAGAAACCUGAUGAAGAUAAAGACAAGGAAGGAGAAGCUCUGGAAGUAAAGGAAAGUUCUGGAUAUUUAAAAGCAAAACAGUACAUGGAAGAAGAAAACUAUGAUAAAAUCAUAAGCGAAUGCUCAAAAGAAAUCGAUGCUCAAGGAAAGUACCUGGCGGAGGCGUUACUGCUCCGAGCCACCUUCUACUUACUCAUCGGCAACGCCACUGCCGCCAAGCCUGAUUUGGACAGGGUCAUCAGUGUGAAGGAGGCUGACGUGAAGCUUCGAGCAAAUGCGCUCAUCAAGCGAGGCAGCAUGUACAUGCAGCAGCAGCAGCCUCUGCUGUCCACGCAGGACUUCAACAUGGCUGCUGACAUCGACCCUCAGAACGCGGAUGUGUAUCACCACCGAGGCCAGCUGAAAAUACUGCUUGAUCAAGUUGAAGAAGCAGUGACAGAUUUUGAUGAAUGUAUUAGACUGCGGCCCGAGUCUGCCCUGGCACAAGCUCAGAAGUGCUUUGCCUUGUAUCGCCAGGCAUAUACGGGAAACAAUUCUUCACAAAUUCAAGCAGCAAUGAAAGGUUUUGAAGAGGUCAUAAAGAAAUUUCCAAGAUGCGCUGAAGGCUAUGCACUGUAUGCCCAGGCAUUAACAGAUCAACAACAAUUUGGUAAAGCUGAUGAAAUGUAUGAUAAAUGUAUUGAUUUAGAGCCAGAUAACGCCACAACAUAUGUUCAUAAAGGUUUGCUUCAGCUUCAGUGGAAGCAAGAUUUGGACAGAGGUUUGGAGCUUAUCAGCAAAGCUAUUGAAAUCGAUAAUAAAUGUGAUUUUGCAUAUGAAACCAUGGGAACUAUUGAAGUGCAAAGAGGAAAUAUGGAGAAAGCCAUUGACAUGUUCAACAAAGCCAUUAACCUGGCCAAGUCGGAGAUGGAGAUGGCCCACCUGUACUCCCUGUGCGACGCUGCCCAUGCCCAGACGGAAGUUGCAAAGAAAUACGGGUUGAAGCCGCCAACACUGUAAACGGGAGGACAGGAGACUGGCCGGCCCUCCUGUACAGGAAGUGCCCUCCCUCUUCUCCGGAACCCUGAGCCCCUCGCGCACGUGCUGAGCGCUGGCGUGGAGCGCCCCUUCACGGUGUAGUCAGUCUGCGUCUGUCCGUGUGCGAGUGUUGUGGGCGGGGCUGCCGAGGGAAGUUGGCGGCCUCGCGGCUUGUGUUCCCUGGGCAGCGAAAGCCGGACCCGUGAGAGGGACGUUAAAACACAGGUGCAGAAUUGGAAAGAUAAUGGGCCAUGCAAAUAAAAACUUUGAUUUAUUGAUUUGUUUUUGGUUUUUUGGUUUUAUUUAAUGGGGUGUGGGAUUGUUAUAUUCUGGAUGAUUUUGAUUUCACAUAUGUGUAUAAUAUAUGAGUAUUUUACACUAUAUUGGUUUUUAAAUUAACACAGUAAGUGCUGUAAAAUAGAUUUAUAUUCAGAUAUCCUUUUUAGUUAAUUUUCUUUUAAGGAUGCAAAGCUUAAAUGUGGAUUACGGUAAAAUUGAGAGACCCUUGAAAUCAUUGUUGCAUGGAAAAUGCUUCUGAGUGUGCAAAACCUUAGAAACUGGAAGUCCAUAGCAGUUUGUUUCCAUGUAGUAAAUUAUUCAGGAACAAAAUACUGUGGUUGAUAAAUAUUGGAAGACUUUUAAUGAGGAGAGAACCAGAAAAAGAGGUAAGAUGAAAGCAAAGUGUGUUCAUAAUACCCGUAGCAAGUUCAUGUAAUAAGUACUAGUGCUUAAUGUACAUUUCAGAAAGUAUGGAUUGUUUCUGUGUAUCAUCUAAGCAGAGCUGGAAUAAAUAUGGUACAUGAGACUGUGGAACUAUCUUAAAUUUCCUGGUGAAGAAAAAGGUGGCUAAAGGUGCAAAAAGAAUGUAAAUGUCAUACCCAGAGCAGAGUAUUUUUUUGAAAAUGACACGUUUAGUGCUUUAGGCUACCCGUGCUUAAAGAAUUUUGAGCCAGUAUUUUUAAAGAUGCCAAGUAGAUGUGAAGUGCUUUUUUUGUAUGGAGCCUUGACCUCUGAGGGCUAAUGGCUGGUGUCCAUGUCUUCACCACAGAUAGUGGCCGCGGAUUUUUUGUUUCAGGGGGUUGUCCUGCUCGUGAUUUAGGGAACCACUUCGCAGAGCAUUUCUAGUUACUACUUUUAUAGACCAUCCCUUUGCUCAUAUGCUGGAUUUUUCUGGUGAGGAAAUGGCUGUUUUCAUAAAGGAUCUCUUAUUUUGAGAUACCUAGGACAGAGAGAGAUUUAUUUUAAAUCUGAAUAAAAGAGCAAGCCUUCUGUUACACUGACCAAGAAAUUAAGUCUAAUUGUACGUCACGUUGAAAAUAAAGGAACAUUUUACCCUCUUCAAAAGGGUGAUUUAUCUUGUUAAAAAUAAAAAGAUUUUGUUUACAGAUGCUUUCAUUUUAGGAAUUAUUAGAAAUUGUUCCCCUUCCAAAAUCAGGCUUUGAAAAGAUUGAGUAGACCUUGACUGUAGCCAAAAAGCUGAGAAGCGAUCUGGCUGAUUUUAGUGGGGGCAGACAACAUCACGUAAGGUAACCGCGACGGUGGACUGGGAGGACGGUGGGACGGGAGGACGGUGGAAUGGGAGGACGGUGGAAUGGGAGAGCUCUGUAUUUUGUUUCUAAAUUACAAUAAUCCUCGAGUACAGAAAUGUUCUAUGUCUCUGAGCUGGCUUUUACGAAAAGUUUUUAUUUGCAUGGCUGUAAUUACAUGAAUACUGACGUGUUCUACUCUUCGUCCUUUUAUCCCCUUGGGGUUGGGUAGAGAGAAAACAAACUGAAGCAUGUGCCAUUCUUUACAGACAUUCCAGAUUCUCACAGACCUUUGCCUGUUGUGAAAAUAUGUGAAACUGCACUGGAAGCUGCAUCUGUCUGUAUCUUUUCUUUUGUAAAUGACCUCACCUGUAAAUUCACCAAAUAAAUAUUACCUUCAA
This is a messenger RNA of Chinchilla lanigera (long-tailed chinchilla), 3490 nucleotides long. RefSeq names its product translocase of outer mitochondrial membrane 70 homolog A (S. cerevisiae) (gene Tomm70). The transcript is spliced from 12 exons. The record is from RefSeq and is a predicted model, not a curated record. NCBI's taxonomy places the organism in Eukaryota, Metazoa, Chordata, Mammalia, Rodentia, Chinchillidae. Gene Ontology annotation, molecular function: protein binding. The annotation marks the transcript as partial.